This is a messenger RNA of Monodelphis domestica (gray short-tailed opossum), 601 nucleotides long. NCBI's taxonomy places the organism in Eukaryota, Metazoa, Chordata, Mammalia, Didelphimorphia, Didelphidae. The record is from RefSeq and is a predicted model, not a curated record.
CCAGAGACAAGUUCUAUAAAAGGACUGUAGGUGGAACUGGCUACUUAUUCAUCCCAUUCUUUCCUUCUGCAGCUUCUUCCAGGUCCUACCUGAGACACUGAGCCAUGGCAUCCACAAAAUAUACUGUUGCUGAGGAAAGUAUCAAUGAAAUAAUCAAAAUCUUCCACAAAUAUUCCAGAAGGAACAAGGAUAGAGAUGCCUUAGAAAAGGAAGAGUUUGGAGGACUGUUGAAGAAUGAGGCCCCUGCGUUCAGUAAAUUUAUGGAAAAGAAUAAUAUCUCUCCGGAUGCCUUGUUCAAGAAGGCUAAUUUGGAUAAGAACGAGAGUUUGGAGUUUCAUGAAUUUAUGCUUGUGAUCAGCAUGAUAGCCAUAGAAAUGCAUGAUGAAUAUCACAAAGUUCAUGGCCCAGAAGGACCAAAUGGCCCAGAAGGUCCUGGCCACCACAGCCAUGACCACACACAUCAUCACCAGCAUUGAGAGGGAUUAGAGCCAGAACUAAAGCCAACCAGCCUUUGAAAAAUCUAGAAUGGAAAACCAUUGGAGCACUCAGUCCCUGACUAAUUUCUGGAUACUGAUGUAGAAUCAAUAAAAACCUCUCUUUU